This is a messenger RNA of Strongylocentrotus purpuratus (purple sea urchin), 14144 nucleotides long. RefSeq lists its product as uncharacterized. The record is from RefSeq and is a predicted model, not a curated record. The coding region runs from base 1 to 12099 and encodes 4032 amino acids. Gene Ontology annotation, molecular function: calcium ion binding. The transcript is spliced from 60 exons. Gene Ontology annotation, biological process: cell-matrix adhesion. Lineage: Eukaryota; Metazoa; Echinodermata; Echinoidea; Camarodonta; Strongylocentrotidae.
AUGUAUUCUAGUCAUCUCGUUAUCCUAAGAACUAAGAGAUGGAUUUCUGCCAAACUUGAGUCAUACAAUGAGAAACCAGUGUUCGAUCUAUGCCCUGGUGACCAGGAUGUCACCACAGACAUUGGUUAUCCUACAGCUGUGGUAAACUGGACGCAACCUACAGCAACAGAUAACUCUGGUAUUCAUACAUUGACAUCCACUCACAAUUCUGGCGAAAACUUUACAAUUGGAAACAACACAGUCACCUACAACGCAACCGAUGAUGCAGGAAAUACAGAAACAUGCACCUUCUUUGUAAUUGUAUCUGACAAUGAGAAACCAGUCUUCGAUCUAUGCCCUGGUGACCAGGAUGUCACCACAGACAUUGGUUAUCCUACAGCUGUGGUAAACUGGACGUCACCUACAGCAUCAGAUAACGUUGGUAUUCAGACACUGACGUCCACUCACAAUUCUGGAGAAAACUUUACGAUUGGAAACAACACAGUCACCUACAACGCAACCGAUGAUGCAGGAAAUACAGAAACAUGCACCUUCUUUGUAAUUGUAUCUGACAAUGAGAAACCAGUCUUCGAUCUAUGCCCUGGUGACCAGGAUGUCACCACAGACAUUGGUUAUCCCACAGCUGUGGUAAACUGGACGUCACCUACAGCAUCAGAUAACGUUGGUAUUCAGACACUGACGUCCACUCACAAUUCUGGAGAAAACUUUACAAUUGGAAACAACACAGUCACCUACAACGCAACCGAUGAUGCAGGAAAUACAGAAACAUGCACCUUCUUUGUAAUUGUAUCUGACAAUGAGAAACCAGUCUUCGAUCUAUGCCCUAGUGACCAGGAUGUCACCACAGACAUUGGUUAUCCUACAGCUGUGGUAAACUGGACUCUACCUACAGCAACAGAUAACUCUGGUAUUCCUACACUGACAUCCACUCACAAUUCUGGGGAAAACUUUACAGUUGGAAACAAUACAGUCACCUACUACGCAACCGAUGAUGCAGGAAAUACAGAAACAUGCACCUUCUUUGUAAUUGUAUCUGACAAUGAGAAACCAGUCUUCGAUCUAUGCCCUGGUGACCAGGAUGUCACCACAGACAUUGGUUAUCCUACAGCUGUGGUAAACUGGACGCAACCUACAGCAACAGAUAACUCUGGUAUUCAUACAUUGACAUCCACUCACAAUUCUGGGCAAAACUUUACGAUUGGAAACAACACAGUAACCUACAACGCAACCGAUGAUGCAGGAAAUACAGAAACAUGCACCUUCUUUGUAAUUGUAUCCGACAAUGAGAAACCAGUCUUCGAUCUAUGCCCUGGUGACCAGGAUGUCACUACAGACAUUGGUUAUCCUACAGCUGUGGUAAACUGGACGCAACCUACAGCAACAGAUAACUCUGGUAUUCAUACAUUGACGUCCACUCACAAUUCUGGAGAAAACUUUACAAUUGGAAACAACACAGUCACCUACAACGCAACCGAUGAUGCAGGAAAUACAGAAACAUGCACCUUCUUUGUAAUUGUAUCUGACAAUGAGAAACCAGUCUUCGAUCUAUGCCCUAGUGACCAGGAUGUCACCACAGACAUUGGUUAUCCUACAGCUGUGGUAAACUGGACGUCACCUACAGCAACAGAUAACAUUGGUAUUCAGACACUGACGUCCACUCACAAUUCUGGAGAAAACUUUACAAUUGGAAACAGCACAGUCACCUACAAUGCAACCGAUGAUGCAGGAAAUACAGAAACAUGCACCUUCUUUGUAAUAGUAUCUGACAACGAGAAACCAGUCUUCGAUCUAUGCCCUGGUGACCAGGAUGUCAAUACAGACAUUGGUUAUCCCACAGCUGUGGUAAACUGGACGUCACCUACAGCAUCAGAUAACGUUGGUAUUGAGACACUGACGUCCACUCACAAUUCUGGAGAAAACUUUACGAUUGGAAACAACACAGUCACCUACAACGCAACCGAUGAUGCAGGAAAUACAGAAACAUGCACCUUCUUUAUAAUUGUAUCUGACAAUGAGAAACCAGUCUUCGAUCUAUGCCCUAGUGACCAGGAUGUCACCACAGACAUUGGUUAUCCUACAGCUGUGGUAAACUGGACUCUACCUACAGCAACAGAUAACUCUGGUAUUCCUACACUGACAUCCACUUACAAUUCUGGGGAAAACUUUACAGUUGGAAACAAUACAGUCAUCUACAACGCAACCGAUGAUGCAGGAAAUACAGAAACAUGCACCUUCUUUGUAAUUGUAUCCGACAAUGAGAAACCAGUCUUCGAUCUAUGCCCUGGUGACCAGGAUGUCAUUACAGACAUUGGUUAUCCUACAGCUGUGGUAAACUGGACGCAACCUACAGCAACAGAUAACUCUGGUAUUCAUACAUUGACGUCCACUGACAAUUCUGGAGAAAACUUUACAAUUGGAAACAACACAGUCACCUACAACGCAACCGAUGAUGCAGGAAAUACAGAAACAUGCACCUUCUUUGUAAUUGUAUCUGACAAUGAGAAACCAGUCUUCGAUCUAUGCCCUAGUGACCAGGAUGUCACCACAGACAUUGGUUAUCCUACAGCUGUGGUAAACUGGACGUCACCUACAGCAACAGAUAACGUUGGUAUUCAGACACUGACGUCCACUCACAAUUCUGGAGAAAACUUUACAAUUGGAAACAGCACAGUCACCUACAAUGCAACCGAUGAUGCAGGAAAUACAGAAACAUGCACCUUCUUUGUAAUAGUAUCUGACAAUGAGAAACCAGUCUUCGAUCUAUGCCCUAGUGACCAGGAUGUCACCACAGACAUUGGUUAUCCUACAGCUGUGGUAAACUGGACUCUACCUACAGCAACAGAUAACUCUGGUAUUCCUACACUGACAUCCACUUACAAUUCUGGGGAAAACUUUACAGUUGGAAACAAUACAGUCAUCUACAACGCAACCGAUGAUGCAGGAAAUACAGAAACAUGCACCUUCUUUGUAAUUGUAUCCGACAAUGAGAAACCAGUCUUCGAUCUAUGCCCUGGUGACCAGGAUGUCAUUACAGACAUUGGUUAUCCUACAGCUGUGGUAAACUGGACGCAACCUACAGCAACAGAUAACUCUGGUAUUCAUACAUUGACGUCCACUGACAAUUCUGGAGAAAACUUUACAAUUGGAAACAACACAGUCACCUACAACGCAACCGAUGAUGCAGGAAAUACAGAAACAUGCACCUUCUUUGUAAUUGUAUCUGACAAUGAGAAACCAGUCUUCGAUCUAUGCCCUAGUGACCAGGAUGUCACCACAGACAUUGGUUAUCCUACAGCUGUGGUAAACUGGACGUCACCUACAGCAACAGAUAACGUUGGUAUUCAGACACUGACGUCCACUCACAAUUCUGGAGAAAACUUUACAAUUGGAAACAGCACAGUCACCUACAAUGCAACCGAUGAUGCAGGAAAUACAGAAACAUGCACCUUCUUUGUAAUAGUAUCUGACAAUGAGAAACCAGUCUUCGAUCUAUGCCCUGGUGACCAGGAUGUCAAUACAGACAUUGGUUAUCCCACAGCUGUGGUAAACUGGACGUCACCUACAGCAUCAGAUAACGUUGGUAUUGAGACACUGACGUCCACUCACAAUUCUGGAGAAAACUUUACGAUUGGAAACAACACAGUCACCUACAACGCAACCGAUGAUGCAGGAAAUACAGAAACAUGCACCUUCUUUAUAAUUGUAUCUGACAAUGAGAAACCAGUCUUCGAUCUAUGCCCUAGUGACCAGGAUGUCACCACAGACAUUGGUUAUCCUACAGCUGUGGUAAACUGGACUCUACCUACAGCAACAGAUAACUCUGGUAUUCCUACACUGACAUCCACUUACAAUUCUGGGGAAAACUUUACAGUUGGAAACAAUACAGUCAUCUACAACGCAACCGAUGAUGCAGGAAAUACAGAAACAUGCACCUUCUUUGUAAUUGUAUCCGACAAUGAGAAACCAGUCUUCGAUCUAUGCCCUGGUGACCAGGAUGUCAUUACAGACAUUGGUUAUCCUACAGCUGUGGUAAACUGGACGCAACCUACAGCAACAGAUAACUCUGGUAUUCAUACAUUGACGUCCACUGACAAUUCUGGAGAAAACUUUACAAUUGGAAACAACACAGUCACCUACAACGCAACCGAUGAUGCAGGAAAUACAGAAACAUGCACCUUCUUUGUAAUUGUAUUUGACAAUGAGAAACCAGUCUUCGAUCUAUGCCCUAGUGACCAGGAUGUCACCACAGACAUUGGUUAUCCUACAGCUGUGGUAAACUGGACGUCACCUACAGCAACAGAUAACGUUGGUAUUCAGACACUGACGUCCACUCACAAUUCUGGAGAAAACUUUACAAUUGGAAACAGCACAGUCACCUACAAUGCAACCGAUGAUGCAGGAAAUACAGAAACAUGCACCUUCUUUGUAAUAGUAUCUGACAAUGAGAAACCAGUCUUCGAUCUAUGCCCUAGUGACCAGGAUGUCACCACAGACAUUGGUUAUCCUACAGCUGUGGUAAACUGGACUCUACCUACAGCAACAGAUAACUCUGGUAUUCCUACACUGACAUCCACUUACAAUUCUGGGGAAAACUUUACAGUUGGAAACAAUACAGUCAUCUACAACGCAACCGAUGAUGCAGGAAAUACAGAAACAUGCACCUUCUUUGUAAUUGUAUCCGACAAUGAGAAACCAGUCUUCGAUCUAUGCCCUGGUGACCAGGAUGUCAUUACAGACAUUGGUUAUCCUACAGCUGUGGUAAACUGGACGCAACCUACAGCAACAGAUAACUCUGGUAUUCAUACAUUGACGUCCACUGACAAUUCUGGAGAAAACUUUACAAUUGGAAACAACACAGUCACCUACAACGCAACCGAUGAUGCAGGAAAUACAGAAACAUGCACCUUCUUUGUAAUUGUAUCUGACAAUGAGAAACCAGUCUUCGAUCUAUGCCCUAGUGACCAGGAUGUCACCACAGACAUUGGUUAUCCUACAGCUGUGGUAAACUGGACGUCACCUACAGCAACAGAUAACGUUGGUAUUCAGACACUGACGUCCACUCACAAUUCUGGAGAAAACUUUACAAUUGGAAACAGCACAGUCACCUACAAUGCAACCGAUGAUGCAGGAAAUACAGAAACAUGCACCUUCUUUGUAAUAGUAUCUGACAAUGAGAAACCAGUCUUCGAUCUAUGCCCUGGUGACCAGGAUGUCAAUACAGACAUUGGUUAUCCCACAGCUGUGGUAAACUGGACGUCACCUACAGCAUCAGAUAACGUUGGUAUUGAGACACUGACGUCCACUCACAAUUCUGGAGAAAACUUUACGAUUGGAAACAACACAGUCACCUACAACGCAACCGAUGAUGCAGGAAAUACAGAAACAUGCACCUUCUUUAUAAUUGUAUCUGACAAUGAGAAACCAGUCUUCGAUCUAUGCCCUAGUGACCAGGAUGUCACCACAGACAUUGGUUAUCCUACAGCUGUGGUAAACUGGACUCUACCUACAGCAACAGAUAACUCUGGUAUUCCUACACUGACAUCCACUUACAAUUCUGGGGAAAACUUUACAGUUGGAAACAAUACAGUCAUCUACAACGCAACCGAUGAUGCAGGAAAUACAGAAACAUGCACCUUCUUUGUAAUUGUAUCCGACAAUGAGAAACCAGUCUUCGAUCUAUGCCCUGGUGACCAGGAUGUCAUUACAGACAUUGGUUAUCCUACAGCUGUGGUAAACUGGACGCAACCUACAGCAACAGAUAACUCUGGUAUUCAUACAUUGACGUCCACUGACAAUUCUGGAGAAAACUUUACAAUUGGAAACAACACAGUCACCUACAACGCAACCGAUGAUGCAGGAAAUACAGAAACAUGCACCUUCUUUGUAAUUGUAUUUGACAAUGAGAAACCAGUCUUCGAUCUAUGCCCUAGUGACCAGGAUGUCACCACAGACAUUGGUUAUCCUACAGCUGUGGUAAACUGGACGUCACCUACAGCAACAGAUAACGUUGGUAUUCAGACACUGACGUCCACUCACAAUUCUGGAGAAAACUUUACAAUUGGAAACAGCACAGUCACCUACAACGCAACCGAUGAUGCAGGAAAUACAGAAACAUGCACCUUCUUUGUAAUAGUAUCUGGAAAAAUACCGGAAACCACACCAACCACUCCUCCACCAAAACUCUAUUUCCCAUAUGGAGAUUCUAUCCAGCAAACAGUUUUCCAGACAGCUGCACUCGAUUUCAUGACUGUGGAAAUAGAAACUGGAAUACCUAUAGGCGAGAAUUCAUUGUACUCCUUCGUGACGGCCACAACAACAGGAGUUAUCCAGUUUUCUAAGCAACGUCCUACAAGAAUGAUGCUCACUCAAUUCACAAAUCCUUCAAGAUUCGAGUUAAUAGAUCUAUACGUAUCAGAUCCUGCUGUUGCCGUGUUUGGGGCACCUGUCAACGCUUAUAUUGGCAGCCCGAGUUUAUAUCAUGAGGUGUUCGAAAGCAGCACCGACGCAGUAUUUUUCUCACUCCUGAGGAACAGACUGAGAACAUUAGAGGCAAGUCCAUGGGGCGCGGAUAACAAUGAUGUUAUUAAUACGCUUAGCACUGCUGUGAUGUUUACAUGGAAGGACUUUCAACCUCACGGUUCAAUUUCUGGGGAAGAGGUGGCGACGUACCAGGCAAUAGUAUUUACUAACGGAGCAAGAACAGGCGUACUGAUGUUCUAUGAGCAAGGUAGUUUCAGCUGGGAUCCCCAAUCGAAGGCGGUUCCAGUUAGGAUUGGUUACAAUUCUAAGUAUACGUGGGCGAACCGGUUACUAGAAUCCGAUCUUAACGCAAGCUACAAACCAGACCAGUCUAUUGGAUCACAGUCAGGGACUCAGGGAAUACUGAUUUACAGACUCGACAACAACCCAAGCACGUUCAUUAACUCAGGUCUGUUUUGCUCUAACUGGUACCUGGAAGACCAAGCCACCCUCUGGCCACCCUUGUGGUUCCGAUUUUUCUUUACACCUCCAUGUCCGUGUUCUGUUUGGCAGGCCAUAUUUGAUCGAAGAUAUGGUUCCUGCAAUUAUUUAUUUGACCAAUCAGACCUGUCUGUGCAGAAUAGUAUUUUCCUUGGUCUCUUCAUCCCAUACUGCCAACAAAGCCGAUGGCUGCCUUUCGGGGGUAGCUACCGAUGUACGUACUUCUUUGGGCUUCUACCUGGCUACAUAAUCGACAUAUGGUGGAGUUCUCAUUAUGAGGCGUAUACAUACUCGUAUCAACGGUGGCUUGCAAAUGAUGUGCUCCCAAGGUAUCACUGCUGCCAAGUAGCUGGUGGAGAUUUCUGUGAUUUGUACGAGGAAAGACGCCCUCCGUCUACAUGCUCACGAUAUAGACCUCCGCGAUCUGCAUGGUCGUGGGGCGACCCCCACAUCAACACAUUGGAUGGAAGAAUGUAUUCUUUCAAUGGUCUUGGGGAAUACAUUAUGUUGAAAUACAACGAUAACGAUACAUUCGUUCUGCAGGCCAGGACUGGCAAAGCCUUCAACAAUAGCAAGCCUGUCGAAACAGGAACUGUUUUCACCGGUUUCGCUGCUACACAGGGCAUUACAGUGGUGGAGUUUUCCCUAAAUGACAACAGAACUGUCAUGAGGAUUCUCGUUAACAGAACCGACGAGAUUACCGACUUGACCGAGUUAGAAGGAGACGGCUAUGCCUCUGCAGAUUCUUCGUUUUCAUUGACGCGUGAGAACGGAACCACUGCGGACGAAAUCAAGGUCAAUGCUUACUUUCAGGUUGGUGACACGCCCGCUACAUCUUUCACCGUGACCUUUUCUAGCGGGUUUCUUCUCGCGACCGUCGAAGCACCGCCGGAUUACGAAGAAGAUGGACCUGGCAGAGGUCUUCUGGGCAAUUUGAAUGGCGAUAGUUCAGAUGAUUUCUUGCUCCGAGACGGCACCACUCUUGAGGAUUCGCUAGCCACAAACCUCACGGACAAGGAGAUAUUUGGCUUUGGACAGUCAUGGCAAGUCAGCGAGGUCGAGUCCCUGUUCGAUUACAGCGAGAGGAACUGGACCUACUACAACCCCGCGAACUACACACCGAUUUUCCUGAGUGAUCUUCUGGCUCAGGACCCCGAGCGGACAGCUGCUGCAAAGGAGACAUGCGGUGACGAUGAAAUGUGCUUGUUUGACUACCUUGCCGUAAGCCCAGAACUGGGAGCUAUGACAAUGGAGGCCGGGAAUACAUUUGAUGACAACCUUGCCAACCUAGAAAAUUUCCCGCCGAAUGUAACUAUGAUCACUGAUACCAACAAUGUUCUUCAGGAAAAAGAGAAAGUACUAUGUGUCACAGUUAACGAAACUGUUCAGCUGAUGUUUACGGCUGAAGAUCCUAAUGACGGGGAUAUGGUCAAUUUUACUUUAGCUGACUCUGUUCCAGAUGGUGCAACUAUCAGUGCUGAUGGCUCUUUUGAGUGGACACCAUCGAGUCUCAAUGUAUCAAGGAUUGAGGUCAUGGUCAGCGAUGACCGAGGUGCGCAAACAGUGGUCUCCUUUAAGGUCAAGAUCUGUGAAUGCAUGAACGAGGGCGUAUGUGACUUCCAGACCCAAGCCGUAGGCCAGAAUCUCAAUGCUAAUGGAUACGCGGUUGUCACGUGCAAUUGUACCAUCGGGUGGUCAGGUGACCAUUGUGAGGUAGAAUUCGACGCCUGCGCAGGGUCUCCCUGCUACGAAUCGGUACUAUGUAUGGACAAACCCGCUGGGGAGUCGCCUGAAUUUCAGUGUGGUGACUGCCCGCCAGGCCUGCAGGGUGACGGAGAAACAUGCUAUGAUGUCAACGAAUGUGAAAGCAACACGACCAACGACUGUGAGCACACCUGUCACAACAUCCUCUAUGAAUACUACUGUUCUUGCGACGAUGGAUUUACUCUUUCUCUGGAUACACACUCGUGUAUAGACAACGAAGGUUGUACACCUACUGCAAUGAACAAUACUGGUUCUCUGAAUUGUACAUGUGACCCUGGUUACGAGUUUGAUAAUGGAACAUGUUCAGAUUUUGACGAAUGUUCGGAAGGAGUUCAGAAUGAUUGCCCUGAAGUUUCAACAUGUGUAAAUACAGAUGGGAACUACUUUUGUGACUGCAUGGAUGGAUAUAAUACAGUCAACAAAACAAAGUCAUGCGAAGAUAUCGAUGAGUGUGCUACUGGCAACCACAUGUGCAAUGGAACUUUGAAUCGUGUGUGCAUGAACACCGUGGGGAACCACACCUGUAUCUGUAAUACGAGUUAUGCCCUUGUCAACGGAUCAUGCGAAUCGGCUACAUCGUUAACUCUGGAACUGAGGUUAGACUUCAUCAACGACAUAGCAAUCCAGUAUUAUACAGACACUGAACAAAACCGGAACCGACUAGCCGAACAGGUGUUUAACCAGCUUAACAGUACAUCUGUUAUUGGAGAUGGGAACCUUGCAGAUGUUAUUGUGACUAAUUAUACCGUGGUCGGUGGCAGCGCUUUCGUCGAGUUCCGGAUCGACUCAUUCAACUCUGAACUGAACGCUACCUUCUUAGAGUCUGUGUUCACUGACUCCCUUCCGCCUAACCGAGUAUUUGGUUCAAAUAACCGGAUCGUCGCACAAGACGUCAACGAGUGUAAAGAGUUUUCCGAUGCUUGCCGUAAUGGGGAUUGUACAAACACUGAUGGAAGUUUCUACUGCACGUGUAAUGAAGGCUUCCUCGGAACGGGAACAGAUUCUUGUGAAGAUAUAAACGAAUGUCUGAAGGAGAAUGACUGCCAGCAAAUAUGUUACAACACGGAUGGUGGAUACACAUGCGCAUGCUCGGAUGGAUACGAGAUGGAUGGCGAAUUUAAUUGCACGGAUAUUGACGAAUGCUCCAGGAAUUCAUCGGCCUGUGAUUCUGAAAAUGGAGUGUGUAUGAACUCAGUCGGCUCUUACAACUGUUCAUGCAACCCUGGAUAUGAAUUGAGCAAUGAUAACAUUACUUGCAAUGAUACUGACGAAUGCUCUGCAAGUCCAUCUGUCUGUGAUUCUGACAAUGGAGUGUGUAUGAACUCGGCUGGCUCUUACAACUGUUCAUGCAACCCUGGAUAUGAAUUGAGCAAUGAUAACAUUACUUGCAAUGAUACUGACGAAUGCUCUGCAAUUCCAUCUGUCUGUGAUUCUGACAAUGGAGUAUGUAUGAACUCAAUCGGCUCUUAUAACUGUUCAUGCAACCCUGGAUAUGAAUUGAGCAAUGAUAACAUUACUUGCAAUGAAACUACACCUGGAACAACACCGGAAACAACACCGGUAACAACACCGGUUACAACACCGGUAACAACAUUGGUAACAACAACGGGAACAACAACGGGAUCGACACCAGUAACAACACCAGCUACAACAACAGGAACAACACCGGGAACAACACAGGUAACAACAUCGGUAACAACACCAGGUACAACAACGGGAACAACACCGGGAUCGACACCGGUAACAACACCAGCUACAACAACGGGAACAACACCGGGUACAACACCGGUAACAACAUCGGUAACAACACCAGGUACAACAACGGGAACAACACCGGGAUCGACACCGGUAACAACACCAGCUACAACAACAGGAACAACACCGGGAACAACACAGGUAACAACUACGGUAACAACACCGGGUACAACACCGGUAACAACAUCGGUAACAACACCAGGUACAACAACGGGAACAACACCGGGAUCGACAUCGGUAACAACACCAGCUACAACAACAGGAACAACACCGGGAACAACACGGGUAACAACACCAGGUACAACACUGGUAACAACACCGGGAUCGACACCGGUAACAACAUCAGGAACAACACCGGGAUCGACACCAGCAACAACAACGGGAACGACACCUGGAACAACACCGGGAACAACACUGGUAACAACUACGGUAACAACACCGGGUACAACACCGGUAACAACAUUGGUAACAACACCAGGUACAACAAUGGGAACAACACCGGGAUCGACACCGGUAACAUUACCAGCUACAACAACGGGAACAACACCGGGAACAACACAGGUAAGAACUACAGUAACAACACCGGGUACAACACCGGUAACAACAUCGGUAACAACAACAGGUACAACAACGGGAACAACACCGGGAUCGACACCCGUAACAACACCAGCUACAACAACAGGAACAACACCGGGAACAACACGGGUAACAACACCGGGAUCGACACCAGCAACAACAACGGGAACGACACCGGGAACAACACCGGCAACAACACUGGGAACAACACCGGGAACAACACCGGAUACAGCACCUAAAACACCACCAGGAACCACACCAGAUACGACACUGGGAACAACUCCAGGUACUACACCAGAUGUUGUGAUUUUGAUUGUCAUCACCUUCCGUAACACAUACACGAGCGAUCUCGCAGACUCAUCGUCUCUUGCGUUCAUGAAUUUGGCAAAUGCUCUCUGCAACCGUUUGACAGAGUAUUUCAGGAGCCUGACGAGUGGUGAUGUCAUGUGCGCAAUAUUAAAGUUCACAAACGGCAGUAUAGUGGCAGAUGUUAACCUGACCUUCCCUGCUGACAGCGCCUCCGAGGCACAGAUCAUCAUGAAUAAUGUCAUAAACGUUACCGCGAUGGAUAUAGGAAAUUUUGCAGUUGGCACCGAAGUAUACUUCCCAAUUGGCGUCGGCUCAAAUGCUCCUGAGCCUACUACAAUGCAAACAGAGACAACAACAGAGCCACGAGGAUUGUCUAAUGGAGCGAUCAUCGCUAUCGUGCUGGGUGUGUUUGCAAGUCUCCUUAUCCUCAUCGUCUGCUCGUGUGGUUUCUUGAUACAGGCAUCGCGGAGGAACGCAGCUAAGUUUGCUGUAGGAGAGACUUACCAAAGUCCAUACAGCAGGCAAACCCCUGCCCCUUCUUUUUACGGUGAUGAUCCAUGGGAGGAUUCGGCGAGCUAUAAUUCUCUCGAUCGCCGUGAAUAUGCAGUUAGCCGAGCGGUAGAAAGACUCGCACACGACCGUGAACGCAGACAAGGGAACGAUCAAUUCCAGACACCAUACGUCGUUGGAGGAGAUUACAAUCGUGGGGUUGAACGGAACCCUUUCUACUACUGAAGAAAUGUAUCAGACGCUGGAUCAGGAAAUCAAUGAUUAUUAUUUUUUAUUUUUUUAAGAAGGCUCUGGAAAAGAUUAAGAAAUUGUUUAUGAGCUGUUUGUAGGGAUAUUAUAUGGAGGAAAAAAGUGCCUCCUGAAACAAAUUCCAUUUAAAAUGCCUAAAUAUUCAACAUAAUUUUGACCAAAAAAUUCUAACGUUUUGGGACUUUCAGCAAUACUGAGGCAAUCUGUUAUUAUUUUGAUGAUUCUAAAACCUAACAGAAAACACCAAUUCUUCUAUGCUAACUGCAUAACUUUUUUUCCAAUCACUAUCAAACACUUUCUUUAACAAUCCAGUCACAUGACCAGAACCGAACUUUAUCUUUAAGUAGCAUCAUUUUGUUACUUUUAUCACUCAUUUUGCAUUUGCAUUUUUUUUCCUUAAUCUGAUUAUCAAAUCACCCACUGAAUGAUGUAAUCAUUCAUUCUUUUCAUGUAGUGUUGCUAUAAUUAUAUGUAAGGCAAUGAAAACUUGCUUUUGGGAGAGACAGGGUUUUGUCUGAUUUUAGCUAACAAAUUUAUAAUCAGAUGAAAACUAUGACGAUGUCUAGUUAUGUUAUAUAUAUUUAAUCUGGAAGUACAAGUAUAAUGUUAAUGUACCGGGCUUACAGGUGUAACAGUAGUUUAAGUGUAGCUGUGAAUUUUUAAUCACUUUAAAACAAGUAAGAAGUAUACCCAGUAUUCUAUGGAUGAAUGGUUCAGGAGUAUAAAGAUAACAUGUAGGACAACUUUAGAAAAUGCCUUCGCACAGAACAUAAAAGGACAUAAGUCGUUGUUGUUGUUCUUUAUCUUGAAGUAGCGCCAUUUUUAUAUUUGCAUCACUCAUUUUGUGUUAGCAUUUUUGUUGGUAAUCUGCUUAUCAAAUCACCUGCAACUGAAUAAUUUAUUCAUCCAUUUAUUUCAUAUAUCUAUAUAUAUAUAUAUUGCUAUUAUUAUGUGUAAGGCAAUGUAUACUUGCUUUUGGGAGAAACAGGGUUUUGUCUUUUUUUAGCUUACAUAUUUAUAAUCGGAUGAAAACUAUGACGAUGUCUAGUUAUGUUAUAUAUAUUUAAUCUGGAAGUACAUGUAUGAUGUUAAUGUACUGGGCUUACAGGUGUAAUAGUAGUCUAAGUGCAGCUAUUUAUUUUUAAUCACUUUAAAAAGUAAGUAGUUACCCAGUAUUCUACAAAUUAAUGGUUCAGGAGUAUAAAGAUAACAUAUGUCGGACAACUUUAGAAAAUGCCUUCGCACAGACCCUAAGAAGGACAUAAGUUGUUGUUGUUGUUCUUUAUCUUGAAGCAGCGCCAUUUUGAUAUUUGCAUCACUCAUUUUUUUGUGAGCAGUUUUUGUUGGUAAUCUGCUUAUCAAAUAACCUUCCGCUGAAUAAUUUAUUCAUUCAUUCGUUUGUUUAUUUGAUGUAUAAUUUAUAUACCGGUAUAUAUAUAUAUAUAUAUAUAUUGCAAUAAUUAUGUGUAAGGCAAUGAAUACUUGCUUUUGGGAGAGACAGGGUUUUGUCUUUUUUUAGCUUACAUAUUUAUAAUCGGAUGAAAACUAUGACGAUGUCUAGUUAUUUUAUAUAUAAAUAUUUAUAAUCUGGUAGUACAUGUAUAAUGUUAAUGUACCGGGCCUACAGAUGCAUUGGUAGUUGAAGUGAAGCUGUUUAUUUUUAAUCACUUUAAAAAAUUUUAAAAAAAGGAGUUACCCAAGUAUUCUAUGAAUGAUUGGUUCAGGAAUAUAAAGAUAAAAAUUACUCAGGACAACUUUAGAAAGUGCCUUCGCACAGAACCUAAGAAGGACGAAAGUCGUUGCUGGUAUUUUUUAUAUUUGUUUGGCAACCAGUCUGCAGUAAUUAUAAUUGCCACAAAUAGUCUUUUUGAUAUUGGUUGAUGGUUUGUUUUUACCUCAGACUUCUAAGAAAUCAUGUGUAUGCUUCUAUGUGUGAGCUUACCAAAGAGCACUAGUGCAUCGACUUCGUAUCAAACCAGGGACCUCCCGAUUACGAAUAAAGGACUAUAUUUUGCAUCAUA